CCUUGUAAGAAAGGCAAUUUGGUCUGCAGUUGAAAUAGAUGGUGAAUCUCUUUACUAUCUUAAAAGAAUCCUUAAUGAUUGGUUUACUGAAGAACAAAGAUUAGCUUAUAUUAGUGAUAAUAAUAAGGAAAACUUUGAUAUCAGCCAAAGCAGUAUUGAAAUAUCACAAACCAAAGACAAAAAGCCUAUUACACAAAAUAAGUAUGGUAAAUAUGGAAUCAUUGAACAUUAUAUACCAACUU
Molecule: messenger RNA, 242 nt
Organism: Cetraspora pellucida
Lineage: Eukaryota; Fungi; Glomeromycota; Glomeromycetes; Diversisporales; Gigasporaceae
Source: the annotation of a GenBank genome assembly